UUCUCGGAUGUCCGAUAUUUGGAUAAUCUGAGUCUGGAUGUUGCCACAAUCACGGUCAUGUCCGUGUAGUGGUGAGAGCAUGCGCGCCCCGAGCUCUGUCUCCCUUCCGAGUCGAUCGCCCAUCCUUGUCUCGGAAAACUUUCCGGUGAUGAGCUUUGUUGGUCGUUUCCCCAGCAGGACGGAAAAGUUAAAUGCGAAAGUUUUAUCCGAUAUCCAGUGCCUUUGCGCCCCUGGAAAAAGGAUGGCGUCGAAGAAAACAAGACAAAAUCACUCGAUACAGCAUCUGCUCGAAUUACCAUCGAAUCGGGAGUCGAAAUUAUCGCGGUUUCCCGUGAAGGAGCACAUUCAACUACCUACACCGCCCAUGCCAACCCCUCGCCAAGUCCCGGUGACCGUGUUGCAUCCCUCCCCUAAAAAGUUAUAUCUGAGCAAAACACGGCAGGCUGCCUUCUCGGCCGAUUUGCAGCAGUCUCUCUCACGAACAGUCAGUCCAACCGCACGCCAGCAAGAGCCGUCCCUAGCGAGGCGGGACUAUCCCCGCCAAAUCAUGAACAAGGUGGACGAUCGAGUCAGAUCUCCGGGAACAUCACGAUGCCUGACUGCUACUGCCAUGUCGCUUUCCAUCUCGCCCUCUAGCCCCGAAGAACCUGUUACGCUGGUGGAACUGACCAGCGUGCCGGGCGGACAGAAUGCGAUGGCUCAUCUCAAAAAGCGGAAGUUGGAAGCAGAGUCGGUCACGCAGAAUCCUAAACAAAUGCAGCAGCCGUCGCAACAGUCGCAGCAGCAAUUGUUGAUUAGCAAGAAGGGCCUGCAGACGAGCAUGCCGCAAGAGAUGGAGUCGACUGACGCCGCCACGAAACGGAGGAGGAAAAGCGUUCGUGAUGAUGACGUGCGAAAGACGAUCGACGUUGUUGACCCUAAUAAAAACAUACCAUUACCCCAGAAGAAGCGUGCAUUUGCAUCCGGUAACUCGGGUAGCCCUGCUAGGAAGUCGAGCAAACACAGCGAAGAACCCGAGGAUGAUGAGACUCUUAUAAGAGAAACAGAAGCCGCCUUGAAGAGUUUGUCAGGCAGCUGGCCGGGACCUAGAGGGUCUCUGUAUCAAAGAGGUAAUUCGGAUGAGGACAGAUACGAGUCCAACUUUGAGAAUCUUUUUGAAGAAAAAAAAAAUCCUAAAUUAUCGCCUUCAUCGAUAUCAACGUCUUCGAGUACGAGUAACGAUACCGGUUGUUCACUCAAGGAUGUAAUAACUCUUCGCGGACAGCACGACCGAUCGGGUAAAAUGCAGCAGCAGAAUAAGCAGCAAGAUUCAAAGCAACAACAUCCGACGAAAAUUAAGAAAGACCUAGACAAUUUGCUGAAGAUAGAGAACGAAUGUGCGAACAUUCAAUCUCAAGUUAACAAUGUUAAUCAAAAUGAACCACCGAAGAUCCGACCGAUUUCCGUUCGAUCAUUGUCAAGUAAAGAGAGGAACGAGAGGAACAUGAUGGGCACACACAUUGACUCUCAGGGAAGACAAUCGGAUAAAUAUUCUAGAUACGAUCCACCAGAUUUUAACGAAUUAGUUGAUGAUUCGUCUAACGAGUUAGAAAUUGACAUGUCGGAUCCAGCCGCUGACAAGGACGAGAGUGAUCGGGACAGAUCGAACGAUCGGGAUCGGACAUGCAAAAACGGUCAAUCGCUUCAAAAUAUCAGCAGGCAACACCAGCAACAUCAUCAACAGCAUCAAACACUUUACACGAAUUAUCAAAGACAAUAUAACGAUACCAAUAUGAAAGUUUCACCUACGGGAACUUCGUCGUCUUCGUCACCGCCAGUGAGUUCUCCGUUUUCGGCAACAUCUGCUUUCAGACCUCCUAAUACGGACCAUUCAAAAACAUCAUGUCGCACCUCUUCGUCGGUUCCGGUAGCCUCGUCAGCGAUUCUACCAAUCGGUCCGUAUCCAGCCGCUGCUACAUUCGUGGGAUAUCCGACUCCCGGACCGACGAUGCCAACGCCGCAGCCUGUAGCCGGCAUCUCGCCCACGUCUGAGGACAAGCAUUCUACGCUGCUGCAGCUGAAAUCUUCGAAAGAAGAGAAUCAUGACGUAACCUCUAAUUCUGUGUCUCCUAGCAAAAGUCCAACCAGCGGUCCACCUUCCGUCACGAGUCCCGACUCUUCGAAACAGUACACGAUCCUUCAGCCCGCGGGGGUGGGCUCCAGAGCAGCCAGUGCGAUUCAGGAUAUCGCGAGGGAAGGGGUGGUGAGUGUUGCAGCUGUGAGCAGCUGCAGCACCACGAAUAACGGCAGUGCGAGCAACGUCAACACCGCGAACGCAAAUGGCAACGGGGUGGUCGGCAAUAAAACUACCAACGGGAACAACGGCGCUAAUGACAGCAGCAGUACUGCGAAUCCUGCCGGGAAUCCUAAUGCAAACAGCAUCGCCAGCAUAACCAUUACGACCGUGUCGACGACCACCACUACGUCUAGCCCAACAGUCGCUGUUGAUGUGCCUUCGGUGAAUGGUCAGCAGGACAAUAUCAUGAAAAUGCCAGAGAGGCCCGGCACCUUCGACAGUAGCAGACCGGGAAUGUCUAUGUCUCCGUCCAGUCUCAGCAGAGAGGGCAACAAGUGCCCGACCCCAGGCUGCACGGGACAGGGUCACGUGACCGGACUCUACUCUCACCACCGCAGCCUUUCUGGAUGUCCACAAAAGGAUAAAUUAACUCCAGAGAUUCUGGCGAUGCAUGAGACCAUAUUGAAAUGCCCGACGCCUGGUUGCAACGGCCGCGGUCAUGUCAGCUCCAAUCGGAACACACAUAGGAGUCUGUCCGGAUGUCCCAUCGCCGCGGCCAAUAAGCAGGCCGCACGCGAGGCACGACAAAAGGCUCAAGUGCCAGGAAUACCACCAGAGUACAUCAGUACAAAUUUGUUACCUCCAUCAAUGGACACGAAAAGUUACUCGCAAUAUGGUUCUGCAACACAAGAUACGAAACCCGUACUGAGCAGCUUGACCUACGAUUAUUAUUCGUCGACGACGAAAAACGCCGGCAUUAACGUGAAACCUCCGAAGACGCCGGAGGACAACAGCACGUCGCGUCCCGCAAAAGUGCCCAAAACGGAGAACAUGACUCUUAGCAGCAGUUGCUGCAACACAUUAUCUAUGAGGAAUCAAAAUACGGGUGAAUUGUUGGUCCCGAAGACAGAGGAUGCCGCGUCCUGCAGAGUGAACUCGCCUCCGCCACCGCCACCUCCCGCGGUACGACAGACGUACGAUUCCUACAUGAGCCAAGACUCGAAUUCCUCAUCCAUGUCAUCCAUGGACACGAUGGGCUCGAGACCAUCCAUAGGAGCGACCAUUCAUCAUCCUGGUCAGCAUCCGACUCACCAUGUAUUACCGAUGCAGCCGGUCGCUUAUCCGAUGCCAAUGGUGGAAGAUACCAGAAUGAGUCAUCAAAUGUCCCAAAGAUCUCCUUACGAGCCUACUGCCAUGAUGGCCGCAGCAGCGGCUGCGGCGGCUGCCGCAACUACCACGGAGGAGCUUUAUCAUCAUAGAUCAACCGAACACGCGAGGGCGUACAUGCAUCCUGGUGCUAGCAACAUCGCACGACCUGUAGUGACAUAUUCCAAUGACAUUACAGCUGGUAGAGGCUACGAGAAUGCUGUAGUUAGCGCUGCCAAUCAUCGGCCCUAUGAUCCGGGUACUACUGCGCCUUAUGAGAGAUAUGACACGCAAUCUUGCGCACCGAUCCCGUCUCAGCAACAGCAGCAACAACAGCAACAACAACAGCAACAACAGCAGCAGCAGCAGCAGCAGCAGCAGCAGCAACUUCAUUCGAGGGCGAAUAUGUAUUAUUUAGGACAAACUGGAAUGACACCAGAGGAACAGGAACGAGUUUAUCAUCAAGAAGCUGCGGCAGCCGCGCAGCAGCAUCAGAUGGCGAUGGCCGCUGCAACGGCAGCUGGGAUGAUAAAGACUGAAGAUGUGAAGUGCGUUACGGUCGCGCAGAUGCAACAGAUGCAGAAACCUGGUGGACCGCCUACUUCACCUGGAGGAUCGGUUAUGGAUUUGUCUACUUCCAGUGUUACCUCCACUAGCCCACAGGCGCCGCCCUAUGGUUCGAAUAGCCUGAGUCCACAAUAUGGAGGAGGACAAACGGUGGGAAAUAGUCCUCAGGCUGCAGCGAGUCCUCACUUGACGGCUAGUCCUCAAGUUCCUAGUCCUCAGGGCCAGACUCUCGACCUUAGCGUCAAUAGACUUCAUAGUGGUGCACCCAGUCCGCAGUAUUCUACUGGCCAUGGAGAAGCUGUCGCGGUUCCGGUGGGCCCGGGUUUUCCACCGCCACGACCAAUCGAGGAACAGACGGAGCCCGUUGAUUUCUCAACGGCGAACGAGCCGGUCAAUUUCAGCGGGGGUCCAGGGAUCAGGCCUGUACCCGGGUUUCCGCCGCCUGGAGUGCACGUCACGGCGUAUAGUCGCGAGAGCACGCCCGACAGCGGGGGUUCCCACUACAUGGACGCCUACCGAGAUCCUACCGGUUAUGGACCUAUGAGUCCUCAUCCAGGAUAUGGAAUGACCGGCGUACAACCUGAAUAUCCUGGAAACACAUAUACCCCUUAUCCGACUGCAGGCUACAAUUGUAGUGGAACUUACCCUGGUGGUCCAGUGACUUCCGGUUAUCAGAUUCCAGCGGGUUACACUCCGGCACCAUGCUAUAGUAUGCCACCCCCGCAGCACACGGUUGGACCUCUCGAUAAACCAUCCGGCAAGGAUGACAGUAUGAGUGUGAGGAGGUAUUCGUUGAAUUUCGCACCUCGGCCCGCCCCUCGUGGUCGCGAUGGCAAGGAGCUGAUACAGUGCCCCACGUCGUCCUGUGAUGGCAUGGGUCAUGUCUCAGGGAACUACGCUACCCACAGAAGUCUUUCUGGAUGUCCACGAGCUGAUCGCUCGCAAAUCCAGGCGCACUCUCAAGAACUCAAGUGUCCUACGCCAGGAUGCGAUGGUUCUGGACACGUCACGGGAAAUUAUUCGUCGCACAGAAGUUUGUCCGGCUGUCCACGGGCCAACAAGCCAAAGAGUAAACCUCGAGAUGGUCAAGAUUCUGAACCUCUGAGAUGUCCAAUCCCGGGUUGCGACGGGUCCGGUCAUGCCACUGGCAAAUUCUUGUCACAUCGCAGUGCAUCUGGAUGCCCGAUUGCAAACAGGAACAAAAUGCGGGUGUUGGAAUCUGGUGGUACGGUGGAGCAGCACAAGGCGGCCGUGGCUGCCGCGACGGCCAUGAAGUUCGAGGGUGUCAAUUGCCCCACACCCGGAUGCGAUGGACUCGGUCACAUAAAUGGCUCCUUCCACAGCCAUAGGUCCUUAUCGGGCUGUCCGAUAGCUAGCCACGCCGUGAAGAAACCGAAAUCGGAGGACAAUAUGAGCAUGUACAGCAGAGGAAUCACCGGGUUGGAAGCCGGUGGUCCGGCUUACGGAGGUGCGGUAGGCACGGGUCAGGGUAACUCGAGCGGUAGCGGGACCGACGGUGGCGAGGAUCUCUGCACACUGGAGGCUGAGAUCACCGAGCUCCAGAGAGAGAACGCCCGGGUCGAGUCGCAAGUCUUGCGCUUGCGCUCGGAAGUCACCGCCAUGGAGAAUAAACUCCAGCACGGAGAAAAGGAAACCACAACGAUAGUUCAGCGCAAUAAUAAUCUGACCGAGUACUAUCAGUCGCUGCGCGACAACAUGAUCACUCUGCUGGAGCAAGUACGAUUACCGAACGGCCCGGGCGGACCGCAGGAGAAAAUAGGCCAUGAGAACUUCGACAGUUACCUGACGAAGCUGCAGACUCUGUGUACCGCCGACGGCUACUGCGCCGACGAAAGCAACCGGCCGAUUUACGAGACGGUGAAGACUGCUCUGCAGGAUUUCACGGUCCUGCCGACACCCAUCUGAGACCAUCCUUAAAGAUCGACGAUCGGGUACUGAGCAUCGUUCUCGGGACUUAUGCGACCAAGCGAUCCAGCGUACUCGUGACACAGAUCGCAGUCGUUCCGCUCUCGUCUAUCUAUCGAAUACGAGUGAACGAAACGGUACGAGAAAACGAUGCCCAGUUUCCCAUGCACGAGCAUAUACGUGAGACACGUGUAAAUCAACACCUAAGAGAGGAAGAGAAUUACGUCGAUCGUGACCGAGCUUCGCGGAUCGGCCUACGACCUGGGAGAAAUCCGACACUUCGUGAGACGCGUGUGACUCAUCCGAAUGCCGCGGCGAAUCCGGCCGUGCGUCACGGGUACCUACAUACGUACAUCGCUCGCGUGAAUUUCGGACUACGUCACUCGACAACGUCAACUCGCUAUCACGUGCGAUCGUCGGAUGACGACGUUGGUGAAAGUUGUCACAGCUGGUCGAGCACGAGCCGACCAGCCUGCUGUAGGCUGCUUAGGAAACGCUAUAACGGCAUCUAACCGGUUCGAUGGCUCCGUCGGAGCAUCCGCGAAAUUAUAAGCUAGAACGGACUAUUAUUUACGGGACUACGUCGUGAUCCCGUAAUGAUAUAUCUUUUGUACAUAAUGAUGUCUGCGUCAAAAAGUAUCACACGAUCGGCGGCGAUCGCUAUCGCCGCUUAUGUACAUACAUAACAACGGGAGAAAUUGCGUUUAUAUAUUAUUCGACAGGUUGAUGGUUACCGCUCUAAGUCGUGUAAAGAUGAUUAAGUUAGCUGUAUAUCGGAUUCUUGCCACACUUAACGCUGUAUAACUGUUAUUACCAUUUAAGCGAGGUCAGCGCGCGACUUAUCGAGGGCCGGCGCGCCCAUCAAUGACGCUUCUCUGCUAAAAAUCGAAGGCUACUUAUAAAUCAAUUUAUCGGCUAACUAUCUACCAGCUAGUCACUAUUAUUUAUCAUUAUUAUUAUUAUUAUAAUUACUAUUAUUACUAUUACUGUAAUUGUUACAAUCAGCCAGAUCGUUUUUAGCGGCUAAUUCAAUCGUCAUUAUUGCUACCACUACUCUUACUACUGUCGAUAAAAUAUAGUCACGAAGUAUACCAACGUAUUUAUAUAAUAUUAUUGAGUCUAUAAGAAAAGUAAAGUGCGACGCGUUGUCCAUAGGCUGUACAUAGUCACAGAGAUAUACAAUUAUUAUAAGGACAAAAAUCGCUGGCGAUAACGAGCUGCGAUUUUAAUAGGAUGACGAAA
This is a messenger RNA of Pogonomyrmex barbatus (red harvester ant), 7156 nucleotides long. RefSeq lists its product as uncharacterized. Gene Ontology annotation, biological process: regulation of transcription by RNA polymerase II. Gene Ontology annotation, molecular function: zinc ion binding; RNA polymerase II cis-regulatory region sequence-specific DNA binding; DNA-binding transcription factor activity, RNA polymerase II-specific. NCBI's taxonomy places the organism in Eukaryota, Metazoa, Arthropoda, Insecta, Hymenoptera, Formicidae. Gene Ontology annotation, cellular component: nucleus. The record is from RefSeq and is a predicted model, not a curated record.